Caenorhabditis briggsae is the source of this 627-nucleotide messenger RNA. Lineage: Eukaryota; Metazoa; Nematoda; Chromadorea; Rhabditida; Rhabditidae. The record is from RefSeq and is a predicted model, not a curated record. The transcript is spliced from 6 exons. Gene Ontology annotation, cellular component: cytoplasm. Bases 1 to 627 code for a protein of 208 amino acids.
AUGUCAGGAGCAGAUGAGGACGCAUUGCCAGUACUUCUCAGCACAACAGAAUUACAAUUCCGGUACAGUGAGAAGAGUCUCGCGAAGAUCGUCACGCUCUACAAUCCAUUUGGACAUGCGAUAACGUAUAAAAUUUUAUGCACGGCUACCCGAAAUUACACUGUGAAUGAAACAACUGGGACUCUGCAGGCCAAGUGCCGACUUGAUAUCGUUGUCCGAUGCAUCCAACGUCUACCAGUUGGAAAUAUCGACAAGCUGAAAAUUGAAAUCGCCAAGAAAGGAGCACCUUCGUCAUGUGGAUCGACUGUCCUCAAUUUGCUCACUGUCUCUAGCGAUGCUCCAGAUCAAGAGGGACAACAAGUUCAGCGCCCUGCACCUGCUCCACCCGCAAACCAAAUGACUUCAUCGAUGAUGAGCGAUCGAGGCAAUGAUAGAAACCCACACAACAUGUGGCUCUGGGUGCUCAUUGGAAUGUGCUGUGCAUUCGCGCUCCUCUGCCCGACUAUUGGUGAUGCUGAUCUCGACAAAUCGUCGAUUCCACCAACGUUCCACCUGACUUCUCAACAAAAACUCGUCGCCGCCUACAUCCUCGGAAUCAUUUCGGCUCUCGUCCUCCGCCCUGCGUAA